GUAGCAUGACAACCAAAAAACACAAACCCCAUUGGAACAUAUUUGUUUUGGUCAUUGCUUUCAAAGAAUAAUCAAUUGAAUGCAUCUAAAAGUUGAAGAAUAUGAGAAGAGUUUGAAGUUUGAAGAGUUAGAGUCUUCGAGAGUAUUAGGGCAAGCAAGAAUAGGAAAGGUCAGAAAAAACCCAAGGGAUCGAUUCUUCUGCACUUCAGCAGGCGCGCAACCUCUCAUUCUCUGCAACCCGAUUUUUCCAUCUGGGAGCUGCUCUCACUACUGCCAUCUGCCUUCUUCCUCUUUGAGGAGUUCGAGGAGCAGGAUACAGAGGAUAUCAGGAGCUUUCUCUGGCGAAGUCUCAAACGCUGGCAACAGAGUUGCAAUCACAGGAAAGGAACUUGCAACCUCAAGAAGUCCAGCUGCCGAUUGGGGAGAGAAAGACAUUGAGCUUUGUUUUAUAGUGAACUUGUAGGAUUUGAGGUAUUUUCGGGCAUUUGCUGGCUGUGAUGGAGGAGACAGCUAUGGCAGAACUUAGUUUGGGGAUCCUUAUAGAUAUUGUUGAUGAGGAAUGGAUGAGGGACACUCUACCCAAUGAUGAUCUUCCUUUGCCAAUGGUGCUGGUUGCUCGGACUGAUGAUACUGAAGACCCAAAUCAAGAGAAUCAUCAAGUGGAUGAAGACACUGGGCAUGAUCUUGCAUUAGGUACUCAGUAAGGCUUCACAUUAGCAGUACUUGGAACCUUGUUAUUGAGAGCAUUUGUUCUCAGGAUUUGAAAUUGGAUGCCUCAGUCAUUUUUCUGUGUUUGUGUCUGUCAGUCUGCAUGUUAAACUGUUUCUCUCUUUUUUCUGUGUGCAUGUGAAAAUGUUAAAAACAGAGUAACAUUAAUUUUAUGCACAAAUUGUUCACUUAAACUUGAUUCAAGUUAACAAGGCUGCUUAUACCUGUUUGAUGGUUACCGUGAGACAGUUAGAAUUUGAAAAUUGAAGCUUAUGGUCCCAAGUUAAUGUGUGUUCAAUGUAACACCAAAAUGUGGCAUACAUUUUACUUUAUGCUUCUUAUUUCUUUUCUUUUCUUUUUUUUUUUUUCUUUUUUGUAUAGUGAAAGUUAAAUGAGGUUCAAGAUAUUUUUAAUUGGGCCUUUUUAGGUAUAUUUAGAUCGGUUUAAAGAGUUGUUAAAGUUAGAUUUUUUUUUUGGUUUAAUUUAGUAUGGUUGUUGUUUUAAGUUAAUUUGGGGUUUUAUAAAUUUUGGAAUUGAAA
Rubroshorea leprosula is the source of this 1247-nucleotide messenger RNA. The record is from the annotation of a GenBank genome assembly. Lineage: Eukaryota; Viridiplantae; Streptophyta; Magnoliopsida; Malvales; Dipterocarpaceae.